GAGAGUGAGCUGCGGGCGCGGAAGGCCCAUUCUCGGCGGUCCGUGCUCGAGUCGUGGUCGAGGCGAUUGGCCAACCCCACGUGGGGGCUACGGACCGUCGAGGCGGUUUACCCGGUCUUUGAUGACUGGGUGAAUCGUGGCGAGGGACGUCUCACCUUUCGUCUGGUGCAGGUGCUGACCGGGCACGGAUGCUUCGGGAAGUACCUGCGCCGGAUAGGGGCUGAGCCGACGACGAGGUGUCACCAUUGUGGACACGACCUGGACACGGCGGAGCAUACGCUCGCUGUCUGCCCCGCUUGGGAGGUGCAGCGCCGUGUCCUGGUCGCAAAGAUAGGACCUGACUUGUCGCUGCCUGGCGUCGUGGCGUCGAUGCUUGGCAGCGAUGAGUCAUGGAAGGCUAUGCUUGACUUCUGCGAGUGCACCAUCUCGCAGAAGGAGGCGGCGGGGCGAGUGAGGGAAAGCUCUCCUCACUACGCAGAAACCCGCCGCCGCCGAGCAGGGGGUCGGGACCGGGGUCGUAUCCGUGACCUGGCCCCCUAAGAGCUAGGGGUCCCACCCGUUUUGUGCGGGGAGGGACCCAGACGAGGGGUGGCGUGCUCUGCACGCUCACCCGCAAUAGGAAGCCGGGUGAUGGUAGACCGCGUUCCCCCGACCGCUCUGGGGGAAGGUGUAACGCGGUGCCAUCAAAGCGGGCUCUCGGCCCGCUGAACGAGGGAACCGGUGGUCGUUUCGCUGGCGGCCACCGGUCCG
Molecule: messenger RNA, 750 nt
Organism: Bombyx mori (domestic silkworm)
Lineage: Eukaryota; Metazoa; Arthropoda; Insecta; Lepidoptera; Bombycidae
Exons: 1
Source: RefSeq, a predicted model, not a curated record